This is a messenger RNA of Eleginops maclovinus (Patagonian blennie), 1676 nucleotides long. RefSeq names its product deoxyribonuclease-1-like 1. Gene Ontology annotation, biological process: DNA catabolic process. The record is from RefSeq and is a predicted model, not a curated record. Gene Ontology annotation, molecular function: deoxyribonuclease I activity; DNA binding. Gene Ontology annotation, cellular component: nucleus. The transcript is spliced from 10 exons. NCBI's taxonomy places the organism in Eukaryota, Metazoa, Chordata, Actinopteri, Perciformes, Eleginopidae. Bases 145 to 1236 code for a protein of 363 amino acids.
GUGUGUGUGUGUGUGUGUGUGUGUGUGUGGGUGUGUGAACUUCCUGUGUCAGAAGUGUCUUCUGUUUUUCUGCACGGUUUACUCUCAGUCUGUCUGCUGAUCUGACGAGUUAACAGCACAUCAUAAAACACUCCUGAAAACAAAAUGAAGAUAGCGGCCUUCAACGGCAAAAACCUGGGCUGGAAGAAAGUCACAGACAAGGCGGUCGUUCACAUCCUCACCAAGAUCAUGUCCCAGUACAGUGUGGUGGUGCUGCUGGAGGUGAUGGAUACGAGCGGGAAGGCCAUGCAGAGGUUACUGAGAGAGCUCAACAACAUCACCUCCAACAGGAACAGUCCUUUCUCCAUGACCUCCAGCUGCAUGCUGGGACGGGACAGCUACAAGGAGCGCUUCGUCUGUUUCUACAGGGAGGAUGAUGUGAUUCUGGAGGAUUGUCAUCAGUAUGAGGAUGAGCAGGUUGGAGAUGUGGACGCCUUCGCCAGAGAGCCGUUCAUCCUGCGCUUCAGGUGUCCCUCCACAGUGCUGAAGGACCUGGUUCUGAUCCCGGUUCACACUAAACCGGACGACUCUCUGAAAGAACUGGACGAGCUGCACGACGUGGUCGACUCCGUCAGGGAGAAGUGGGGAACUGAUAACAUCAUGAUUUUAGGGGACUUUAAUGCCGAUGGACGUUAUCUCUCCAAGAAGAAGAAGGACACGAUCCGGAUCUCCUCCGCUCCGUAUCACUGGCUGAUAGACGACGAUGUCGACACCACGAGUAGCAACAGCAACGACCACACCUACGACCGGAUUGUGGUGUUCGGAGAGAGCAUGCUGAGCGCGGUCGUCCCCGGAUCGGCCAAACCCUUCAACUUCCAGAGAGAGUUCCACCUGACGGACGAAGAGACUCUGAGUGUCAGUGAUCACUACCCUGUGGAGGUAGAGCUGAAGCAGAAAGCAGCGAGAAAAAGAUCAGGGACGACACCGCCCGCCAAAGGACAGACUCAGAAGAAAGGACCACAGAAGAAGAAGGCAAAGCUGGUAACACCACAGAAGAAGAAGGCAAAGCUGGUGACACCACAGAAGAAGAAGGCAAAGCUGGUGACACCACAGAAGAAGAAGGCAAAGCUGGUGACACCACAGAAGAAGAAGGCAAAGCUGGUGACACCAGAGAAGAAGAAGGCAAAGCUGGUGACACCACAGAAGAAGAGGAAGUCUCCAAACACACCAACCAAGAGGAGACGUGUAGAGAAAUGAAACUAAUAGACCUUCAUUUGUCACUUCUAGACCUAAUUCUGUCUUCCUUAUUUGAAACGUGAAGAAAGAUAAAAUCGACUUAAAAAUGUGAUUGUUUUUAGCUUUACUGUGCUGAAAGCUUAUGGUGGUGGAGACCAAAACCAGAGCUAAAAGAGAGGAAAUGUGUCUUGGACUCAAAGACUCCUCAUAUCAACUCAAAAUGUGAUCAGUGUUCAUGUCUUGUUGUUUCCCUGACCCUGCGCUAACACCAACCCUACUGAUUAAAUCCUGCAUGUGCAAUAUCAUAUUUCAUUUAUGCAACCAUUGGGAUUUAACUGUUGAUGUUAUUAUAUUUAAGUUUGUACUUAUUUAUUAUAUCUUCCCUUUCUCUGAUUGCUCUUGCACCGUCCCUUUGAUGCUGAAAAUGACCGCACUGAGGGACUAAUAAAAGAGGAUCUCAA